UGUUGUGAGCACUGGGGGAGAUGAGCGUAACGGAGAUUUAGUUUCAAAAAAAGAAGAGAACGAGGCAGCAUGGCAGAGAACCGGAGAGGGAGAAAUGAGGAAGUAGUUUACGAGUGCGGUUGAACAAGAUCCCCGCUGUUUUUGUAGCGACGAGUAAAACUGUAAAACGGCAAACAUGCCGACGUGCGCUCGCAUUUGUCAGAGGAGUCGCAAAUGAGGACAUUUGCUGGUUGCUGGCCCGUUUGGAAGAGCGAGACCACAAAUCAUCCACUCAUCCCUCCAUCCGUCCCUCAUUAGCCGGCCAUGCGUCUUGACGUGUCGCCAUGACAACAGAGGCAGGCUCCGAGACAGAGGUGAAGGAGAAAGAGGAGAAGCCGGCCGCCGGGCUCGACCAAUCGGAGCGGGCCACCGCAGAGAGCCAGGAAGCGGCCGCCGCCGAGGGAGACGCGGAGAAAGAGAAAGACGGCAAGGGGAUAUCGCGCUACCUGCCGACGUGGUUUAAGAAGCAGAAGUCUCAAGGCCAGACCUCCCCGACCGAGGAGGCGCCGUCGCCGGAGAAGCCCGGCGGCGACCCCGAGGAGGUUCCGGAAGUGAACGGACACGCAGAGGAAGUCGAAGAGAGGGAGGCGGUCGGUCCGCUCCGGGGGCAAGUCGCCGAAAAGGAAGCGGAGCGCCAGUCCGACGCCAGUGCCGACACAGAGCCCGCCGGGGAAGAGAAAGUCGUCGGGGGCGCCGAGGUCGCAGGUGAAGGAGGGGCCGGGGAGAAGGAGGAGGACGAGGCGGAGGAGCGAGCGCCGGCGGGCGACGGCCAGCCGUCCAUUUUCCAGUCGCCGCUGCGCCUGGUGAGGAGGAGCAAGAUGAAGCUGGUGGUGUGUCACGUGACUCUGCUGGACGGCUCCGACUUCGCCUGCGAGGUGGAGAAGCGGGCCAAGGGUCUUUUCCUGUUCUUCAAGGUGUGCGAGCACCUCAAUCUGCUGGAGAAGGACUACUUCGGCCUGACCUUCACAGACCACCACGAACAGAAGUGCUGGUUGGACCCCACCAAGGAAAUCAAGAGACAAAUCCGCAGCAACAACUGGCAGUUUGCCUUCAACGUCAAGUUCUACCCGCCUGACCCCUCGCUGCUCACCGAAGACAUCACGAGGUACCUGUUGUGUCUGCAGCUCCGCGAAGACGUGGCGUCUGGCCGACUGCCUUGCUCGUUUGUCACUCACGCUCUCCUGGGCUCGUACACGCUGCAGGCAGAAAUCGGCGACUACGAACCCGACCAGCCUCGUCCUCUGGACUACAUCAGCCAGCUGACCUUUGCCCCCAAUCAGAGCAAAGAGAUGGAGGAGAAGAUUCUGGAGCUGCACAAGUCCCACAAGGGGAUGACGCCAGCGCAGGCCGACGCCCAGUUUCUAGAAAACGCCAAGAAGUUGUCCAUGUACGGGGUUGACCUGCACCAUGCGAAGGAUUCUGAGGGCGUGGACAUCAUGCUGGGAGUGUGCGCCAACGGGCUCCUGGUCUACAAGGACAGGCUGCGGAUAAAUCGCUUCGCCUGGCCCAAAAUCCUCAAGAUUUCCUACAAGAGGAACAACUUCUACAUCAAGAUCAGACCUGGAGAGACGGAGCAGUUCGAGAGCACCGUGGGAUUCAAACUCCAGAAUCACCGCUCCGCCAAACGGCUGUGGAAAGUCUGCGUGGAGAACCACAGCUUCUUCAGGCUAAACGCACCGGAGCCCCCCACCACCCCGCGAUUCUUGACUCUGGGCUCCAAAUUCCGCUACAGCGGACGCACGCAGACCCAAACCCGUCUGGCCAGCACCCUCAUAGACCGGCCGGCGCCCGCGUUCGAGCGCACCUCGUCCAAACGCGUCAGCCGCAGCCUGGACGGAGCACCAAUGAUCAGCAUCACUGAGGCCAGCCGGGACGCCACCGAGAACGGUCACGAGCCCCACCUGGACCUCCACUCCGACUCCAAGGUUAAGGAGGCGGACCCGAGCCCCGGCCGUGUGGAAGCCGCGCCCGCCCAGAGUCCAGUGAGAGUGCGUGUGGAUAAUAUUUAUGUGAGGCACAGUAAUUUGAUGUUAGAGGACCACGAUAAGACCCAAGAUGAAGUUCUGAAACACCAGGCUAGCGUUAGCGAGCUCAAGCGCUCUUUUAUGGAGGCGCCGCCGGCCUCGCCGCCGCAGCCCAACCUGUGGGAGAAGCGCCUCAGCUCGUCUCCCGCCGCCGCCACGCGCGCUCAGCGGCCCGCUGCGGUGCCCGAGAAAGAAGAAGAAGCAGCGGCGGCGGCGGCUGAAAACUGCGACGCCAAAGAAGUCAGCAAGACGACGGAAGUUGAAAUUGAAGAAACGGUCGUGGUGCGAGAGAUUUCCGCCAAAGCCGUCGUCCCGGAGGUGCCCGGGCAGGAAGCGGAAGAGGGGGCGGGGCUCGCGCAGAAGAAGAAGAAGAUGAAGCAGCGGGACAGCGUUUCGUCGGAGAGCGAAAGCGACGAGGAGGCGGAAUAUCAGCCCAACGUCCCCGUGUCCAUCUCGCGCACUCAAAUCCCAGAGGAAGAAGAGGAGCAGGAGAAGCCGCCGGAGGAGGAAGUUAGCCCGCCCGCGCGCUCCGAAAAUCAGGCGGACGAGAAGAAAGAAGCAGAAGAACCCACGGCGACGCCCGGCGACGCCCCCAACGGACCGGCCCAGCGCCAAGAGGCUGACGCCCGGCCGCUCGCUCCCCCGCACCAAGACCACGCCCCCAAAGUGAACGGCGAGGCCGCGGCGGUGGACACGCGUCCGCAGGUUAUUUGUUGCUCUCAGCCGCCGGUGGUAAAGACAGAAAUGGUGACAAUUUCGGACACGUUCGCGGCACAGAAGACCGAGAUCGCGACCAAGGAAGUUCCCAUCGUGCACACGGAAACCAAGACCAUCACAUACGAGGCCGCACAGCUGGACGGAAGCGGGGACGGCGAGCCGGGAGUUCUGAUGACCGCUCAGACAAUCACCUCGGAAUCUCUGUGCACCACCACCACCACGCACAUCACCAAGACCCUGAAGGGCGGCCUGUCGGAGACCCGGAUCGAGAAGCGCAUCGUCAUCACCGGCGACUGCGACAUCGACCACGACGAGGCUCUGGCCCAGGCCAUCAAGGAGGCCAAAGAGCAACAUCCCGACAUGUCGGUCACCCGAGUUGUGGUCCAUAAAGAGACCGAGCUGGCCGAAGAGGAGGAUUGACCCCGCGCAGAGCUGAAGGAGCGUCUGGGGAUGUCGUGACCUGUGACCUGUGCGUCUUUGACCUUGACUGACUGAAGAGGCGCCAGAAGAAAACCAACUCCAAGUCCACCCCCCCCAAAAAAAAAAAUAAUCAAGAAAAUAACAACACACACACACACACACACACUGAGGGAGCAAAACAACCACAGUUAGCUUAACAUAUGUAGCGUGUUUUUACUUCUUUUUGUUGUUUUUUUCCAUAGUGCUUUUUUUUUCUUUGUCAAAAAAGAGACAACAAAGAGGGGGCGCACUGAUAAGCAACCAAGAUUAAAUAUGAUGAUAAUCAUCAUUCAUAAAACUAGACACUGAAGUGUUGCACUAUGGGAAAACUUUUAUAUUGGUGUGUUUCCCCUUUAGUGCAGGGGUGGGGAAGCUAUUUAACUUUAAAAAACUAAUAAAACCUCAUAGGAAUUGUGUAUAAAAAUAGCCCUAUAUGCUCAUAAUAUAUCAUAAUUCCCCCCUCAAAAAAAAAAAGUUCUCCACCCCUGCGCUAAUUGUGAUAACAGAUCAGCUCCUUCCCUCGCACCAAUAAAUGUAAACAUAAUUCACCAUUUUACAUAAAAAAAAAACUCACAUACUAAUGGUACAAACAAGUUGACAUUUUUUUCCAAGUUCCUUCUGAUUUUCAUUCCUCGCAUUUAAAAAGAAAAAGCAUACACUUGAUGGAAAAAAAAAAAAAAAGCUCUCAGCUUGUUGUUGUUCUUGUACGAAACCUAAACGAGUUGAAGCUAAAAACACGUUUUUUGCGCAGAUGACGGUGAAAAGAAGGCGAUAGCACAAAAGUAGCCACAGCCGGUCGCGUUCUCGGCGAGGGAGUGCGGUUCAUAAUUGGGAGAUUUUUAUUUUUAAUGUGAAACCACACGAUGGAGAUUUGGGAGCGUACACGUGACGCACACAAUCAGCGCUCGGUACUGUUUUAACUAGGUUAGGCUCGUUUUUUAAGAUGGCUACGGACAGAUUCCGCAGUUUUCCGUUGUCACGCCAGUAGUUCAGAAAGGUUGCUUUUUCGGGAUGGCUGUGAAUGCAGCACAAAAUUUUGGACAAAGAUCAGAUUAAGAUGCCCCACAUGACACGAGUACAAUAAAUGAUUUAAAAGAUUUAAAAAAAAAAAUUCCACCUGCCUGACUUGACUCGAAACAAGUUUUUUUUUUUUUAUUGGAUAUGUUCAAAUGUAAACACUUUUAAACAUAAAAUUCUCUAAAAUGCCGAAUAUUUAGAAUCCACAGUUUAUCUUUUAAUUUCUACAAAGUGUAUGUACGACAAUGGAGUCUUAUUAAAAACACUGGUCUUAAUUAACUGCAAUAUUUUGCGAUGACAUUCCACCGUAGGAAGAAGCCGGUAAAUAUUGAAUUUCCGCUUCUCAUUCUUGUUUUUUUUUUUUUUUUAAAUGCAUAUUAUGUCACAACUAUAUUUGUAGUUUUACUCUGCCUACAUUUGAUUUUGUGUGAAACUGUGGUCCAUUUUUUUUUCAAUUUCAUAUUUGUAAAGCGGAGGUGCGACAUUGAACACCACAAAAAAAGAAAA
Syngnathoides biaculeatus (alligator pipefish) is the source of this 4763-nucleotide messenger RNA. It is a transcript of the gene epb41l2, whose product is annotated as erythrocyte membrane protein band 4.1 like 2. NCBI's taxonomy places the organism in Eukaryota, Metazoa, Chordata, Actinopteri, Syngnathiformes, Syngnathidae. Gene Ontology annotation, cellular component: plasma membrane; cytoskeleton. The transcript has 24 exons. Gene Ontology annotation, molecular function: structural molecule activity; actin binding. The record is from RefSeq and is a predicted model, not a curated record. Bases 324 to 3200 code for a protein of 958 amino acids. Gene Ontology annotation, biological process: cortical actin cytoskeleton organization.